Molecule: messenger RNA, 2642 nt
Organism: Dipodomys ordii (Ord's kangaroo rat)
Lineage: Eukaryota; Metazoa; Chordata; Mammalia; Rodentia; Heteromyidae
Gene: Catsperb
Product: catsper channel auxiliary subunit beta
Exons: 21
Coding region: 54-2447 (797 amino acids)
Cellular component (GO): cilium; CatSper complex
Source: RefSeq, a predicted model, not a curated record
CAUUGAGGACUCCCACACAGCAUGAACAAGGAGGACUGACUAAAUGGCAUGUCAUGGGUCUUACUGCUCUCCCCGCAUGCACAAUGGACUCCCAAUUUACAUAUGUCUUAAUCUUGCUUUUGAAUAUGUUUGAAUAUUCAUCAGGAAUAAUAUAUAAUAAAGGUAAUAUGAAGAGAAGCUUUGCUUGUUCCAGUGAAGGCUUCCCCAAAGACAAUGAAAUAAUCAAGUUGUUUCUUUCCUUGAAUAACUUGGAAAUCCACUGUUUUUUCCAAACUGAAGAUGAACUCACUUCAAAGGGAUUGCUGAGUGUGUUCACAUCCGGAGGUCUCGCUCCCAGCCUGGAAAUCCUAAAUAGUACUUACCAUGGCAUCUUCCACUUCAAUUUAACGUUGUUCAGUGAUCGGGUUUUCUGGUUAAUUGAUAUUCCUAGAGAAAACAUCACAAGAAACACAGAUAUUGCAGCUACAGAACAAUGGCUAGUGAGGAUCUCUUUACAUCAAGGAUUAAAUAUUUACACUACUGAAGGAACUCUAUUGGAUAGUAUUCGAGAACCUAUUCUUCAGUGGAAUCUUGGAAAUGUAAUGACCCCAGACCAGCUCAGCUUAUUAUAUCCACAUGUGCUGGAUCUCAAAGUGACAAAGUGCCCCUGUGCCAAUGAUGUAGCAUUACUUGGCUUUGUUAUGAAUUUUACAUAUAGUGGUUUGAUCAUCUUAACUGCUAGAAUAGAAAAACUACAUUUUCUCAGGGCAGACUUUUGUGGCUUUGAAAGGGUUGACUAUGUCAAGGGAAAGUUGUGGUACAAUGAAAGAUGUUUUGCUAAUAGAGAACCAUUUGAAGUUGACUAUGUUACUGUCACCUUUGACAGGAAUAGGACGCUAAGUGAGUCAAGCUCUUGUUUUUAUAGUCACGAACCAUUCCUUAAUUGGAUGCCUUGCAUACCAUAUAAUUCCAAAAGUGUAAAAUCUUUGCCAAAGGUGAUAACAUUUCUUGUUGAUCCAGAGCAAAAUACUGGUAUUUACCUCUUCAGUGAUACGGCUACCAAACGUACCAUGGUUACUGUGAACGUUCUGCAGGAUUCACAACCAAGUCUCCAAACCAAAUUUCCUCCUUUCCACUUUCCCGCCUCAUUCUCUAACCCUCUUGGGAUGGUGUUCCAUCCCCGAAGCCACUUUCUUUAUGUUUAUGGAAACCAGGUCUGGAUUUCAAUGGAUGGUGGCAACACAUUUGAACUAAUCUGUGCAUUUUACCAUAGCGUCAUAAAAGACACUUACCAUAGCUUUUAUACUUCAGAUAUUGUUUUGGUUUCCAUAAAUAGAAGGAUUUACUUGACAAAGGCAGGACUACAAGUAUUUACUAGAAUUGGAAUCAUUGAUGACCCAGUUUUCACAUUAUACUAUGAUCACUUGGGAUUCAUACAUAAACUAACUCCAGAUCACUUUGACUCUGGUGCAGAAGUUGGAGCCUUGGGAAGUUCUACAAGUAUUUUUGGAGAGUGCUUCAAAUCUACCCAGGAUCUCUUCAUGCAAAUAUCUUCACAGAAAACCCUGUUUUCACUUAAAUCUGGAGUAGCUGCCAUAAAGAAGGUACUGCGGCAUAAGAAGCCUGUAGGAUUUUUGACCUCAGUCCUCACAGAACUGAUAGAACCCUUUGCAGUAGAAGAAGCAAAUGAGAGCUCUUGUUUGUCUAGCUCUCUUUCCAUUGAGGAAACUCAUACUGCCUCCUAUAAACUUGUUCUUGAUCCACAAGUCUCUGUAUCUAAACACAGUCACCUUCUGAGUGUCCAGGGUUUACAGUUCAACAUGGGAAUUUUGGGUGAAAACAGUCAGGGCCAUGAGUUAAGUUUAAGUAAUCUUUCUUUAUCUGGUUAUUUCCAGGGUUCCACUUCUCUGGCAUUGGUUAUGUGGGAAGCCUCAUCAGAGUGCUUUGCGACCACGCUGGUGCCCACACUCAAAAGCAGCUGCAGUUACCUCAGGGCUAUGCGCCAUGUCCCCAGAAUGGUCAUCCCACCCGAGGACUGGCUUAGCGGAGAACACCAAGACAGUCAGGGUUUCAACAGGAUCAAAACACUGCCGGUAAACUACAGGCCUCCAUCUAAUAUGGGAAUUGCUAUUCCACUCACAGAUAAUUUUUAUCAUGCAGAUCCUAGCAAACCCAUACCUAGAAAUCUAUUCCAUAAGUCACAGGGGUCUGAGCUGUUUCACUUUAGAGUGUCUGUUGUUCCAGGGGUCACUUUUUGUAACUUAGUCGAAGAAUUUCAGAUUUACGUUGAUGACGUGCCAUUGCCAUUUCCAGGACAUACGCUUAUUGCUGUGGCAACAGCCGUAGUGAUGGGGGCGUUGAUUUUUACAGUAUUUAUGUUCCAGCUGCGUAACAUCCACCCAGGGGAAGCAAUUCGAAAAUGGAUUCAAGGAAACAAAGUGAACAUAUCAAAUAGCAGUGUCUCAUAGCAUCAACUAAACAACAUCCUAAAUCUCAUUUCAUCAGACAAAUCCCAGAACAACAUGCUUAAAUGUUAAGUUUACAAAACAAAACCAGAUAAAAAUACUACAGAAUUACUAUUAUAAUUCCAAGUAUUAUCUGCCAAUAAGUUUACAAUUCCAUUCUCUUAUGUUGAAUACAUAAGAAAUUUAUUUCAGCACUUA